Messenger RNA from Cryptosporidium muris RN66, 156 nucleotides. RefSeq names its product 60S ribosomal protein L39, putative. Lineage: Eukaryota; Apicomplexa; Conoidasida; Eucoccidiorida; Cryptosporidiidae. Gene Ontology annotation, biological process: translation. Gene Ontology annotation, cellular component: ribosome; cytosolic large ribosomal subunit. The record is from RefSeq and is a predicted model, not a curated record. Bases 1 to 156 code for a protein of 51 amino acids. The transcript is spliced from 2 exons. Gene Ontology annotation, molecular function: structural constituent of ribosome.
AUGGGUGCAAAUAAAGGUUUUAUGUUAAAGAGACGUCUUGGUAAAAAGAUGAAACAAAAUAAGCCAGUUCCACAUUGGUGUCGUUUGAAGACAGACAACAAAAUAAAGUACAAUAAUAAGAGACGUCAUUGGCUUAGAACUAAAAUUGGUUUUUAA